GGUUGUAGCCAAGUGGUCUGUGACUAAACGGUUUACUCAGAAUCAAAAACAGCCAUCAUCUUGGUCUUCAGUUUAUCGUUUAGAUGUUUUGAAAUCCUGGAAAAAUGAAUCACAUUGGAUUAUAAACGGCAACAUAUGACCCACCUGCAUUCAAAACAACUGCUCCUCAUUAUCUGCAAAGGAAACCAACACAUACGUAAUGUGUGGUGAGAUGUCAAAAGUUUGUUUUUGACACCUCCAUGAUUUUUUUGUUUUUUUUUUCGUGGGGAGGGCAUGUGUCAUAAAGUGUGCUUGCCUAAAAUAAAACACAUAAGACACCAGACUAUCAUGAGGUUGUGAGCACAUCCUGUUUCUUCAUUUCAUUGUUUUUUUUCACUGAAAGGUUUUUAGUUUUUUUUUUCUUUUGUCUGAAUGUUGACUCAUCAAACUGAAAAUCUUUUCACUUCAAAUUUAAAAGAGCAUUUUAAAGAAUGUUAAAAGAAAAAAAAAGGUUAAGCGUGGAGAUCAAACUUUUAGAUAAUUAUCACAAUGAGAAAAAAACUGUUUAAUUAAAUAAAUAAAAUGUAUCGACGUAUAUUUGAUUAAAACGGUUUUCUUAAAUCCGACAAAAAAUGUUCAGACUCAGGCGUAUUCCCACACAGGGAGGGGGAAAUGACUAUAGGUGCUUUUUACUGAGUCACCCCGUUCUUUGAAAAAAAGUGCACCAAAACAGUAUAAAUACAGCUGGGAGCAUCUGGCAAACAUUGAAAAGUUUGGACAACUUUGAGUCAACAACGAUGACCGCUUUACCGCUGCUCCUGCUGCUGGCUGCGCGUUCCUUUGCUCUCCCUCUGCAAACAGGAGACUUUUCCUCCAGCAGCUCCACAGAAAUAGACGACUACCUUUUAGCUGAGAAAUACCUUCGCCAGCACUAUGGUCUCUCUCCCGGUCUCCAAGGCAGUAGGGCAGCUUCUGGAGCCUUUCAGACAAAGAUCAGGGAAAUGCAAAAAUUCUUCAGACUAAAGGUGACAGGAAAUCUAGAUGAAAACACUUUAGACAUAAUGAAGCAGCCCAGAUGUGGCGUCCCAGAUAUUGGCGAGUACAACCAUUUUCCUCGACGCCUGAAAUGGGAGCGCAAUGAUCUCACUUUCAGGAUAACAAAUUAUACUCCAGACCUGAAGAGUACUGAUGUGGACAGAAUAAUCCGUCGUGCUCUGAACGUCUGGUCUGCUGCCACUCCCCUGACUUUCCGGAAACUGCGCGAAGGCAUUGCUGACAUCAUGAUCAGCUUUGGGUCAAAAGAACAUGGAGAUUUUAACCCGUUUGAUGGGCCAAAUGGACUACUGGCUCAUGCCUACCCACCUGGCCGUGACAUUGGUGGAGACGUUCAUUUUGAUGAAGAUGAAAACUGGACCAAUGAUCAAUCAGACUAUAACCUGUUCAUAGUGGCAACCCAUGAAUUAGGCCAUGCACUUGGCUUGGCCCAUUCAUCCGACCCCGGUGCCCUAAUGUAUCCAGCCUAUUCAUACAAUGAAGGGUUUCCUCUGGCUGAAGAUGACAUUGACGGCAUUCAAGACUUGUACGGUCCCAACCCCAACGGCAAGAAGCUGAAGCCAAGGCCUGAUGCACCAACACGCUGUGAUCCAGAGCUGACUAUAGAUGCAGUCACAGAUCUUAGAGGAGAAACCUAUAUCUUUAAAGACAGAUUCUUCUGGCGUCUGCAUCCUCAGUUUCCAGAACCUCAGCAGUCUCUGACCAGGUCCACCUGGCCCUUUCUACCAAACCAGGUGGAUGCAGCGUACGAAAACCCAGAUAAAGAUACUAUGUUCGUGUUUAGAGGAAUCCGAAUGUGGGCUAUAAGUGGAUACGACCUUGUGAAGGGAUACCCAAAGUACAUACACAAACUGGGUCUUCCCAAAAGAAUACGGAAAAUUGAUGCUGCUGUGUAUAUCAAAGACACUGGGAAGACUCUCCUCUUCAGUGAUGAAGAGUAUUGGAGUUAUAACGAGGCCAAAGGUACCAUGGACACCGGUUACCCAAGAUCCAUUGAGACAGACUUUCCAGGAAUCGGUGAUGAAGUCGAUGCUGCUGCUUAUCGCUCCGGGUACUUGUACUUAUUUAAUGACAAGCUACAGUUUGAGUACAGCUACAUCUCAAGGAAGGUUGUUCGAAUCAUGAGAGCCAACUCCGUCCUGAACUGCUCAUAGGAAUGCCACCAUCAAUUAUAAAUAUAUAGCUGGCUAUAUGGAAACAUAUUAUGAGGAGUAAUACAUCGCGGUUGGACGCAAUGCAGUUCAGUGCAGAGAAGAAGAAAAAUGUAAAUUAUUGCUGGUGCUGGACACACAACACAAGAAAUGUGAUGAGAAAAAAUGAAUACAAUUUAUUUUAUUUAAUGUUUAACACUUGUAGUUUCAUAGUUUUUUUGUCUUUACUGAUCUAUGAAUUUUCUUCUUAAUUGACCCACAGAAGAUAGGCAACAAUCUUAAUCAUUUUGGAAAAUUUUAUAUCAGUUAGGAUAAUUUAUCAUGGUAGAAAGUGAAGCAACAAACACACAAUUUACCCAGAAUUCUUAGUGCAGGAUUUAUUUCAUGAAAAUUUCAGUUUCAGCACAUGGAACGUUUUUAAAAGCUUUUUGGAUUAUCUGAAACAACAUGGAAAUGGUUUAAUAAAUUCAGUUUCUCUCUAA
Messenger RNA from Oryzias melastigma (Indian medaka), 2665 nucleotides. RefSeq names its product matrix metallopeptidase 13b (gene mmp13b). Gene Ontology annotation, biological process: extracellular matrix organization; proteolysis; collagen catabolic process. Lineage: Eukaryota; Metazoa; Chordata; Actinopteri; Beloniformes; Adrianichthyidae. The transcript has 11 exons. Bases 777 to 2186 code for a protein of 469 amino acids. The record is from RefSeq and is a predicted model, not a curated record. Gene Ontology annotation, cellular component: extracellular matrix. Gene Ontology annotation, molecular function: zinc ion binding; metalloendopeptidase activity.